AGAUGCGGGGAUGGGAGUAGACCAAGGGACGACGGCCGACCCCACUGACCAGCGUCACGGCCUCUUCCUAGCCCAAGCCCUACGGCAGCCGAGACAGCCGCCGCGACUCCAACUCGCCAUGCAGCAUCAGGCGCAGAGCAGGUUCCCGCCGCAGGGCUUUGCCGGCGCGGCAAUGCCGCCACAGGGGAUCGGAGGCCUCGCCGCGGUGGCAGCAUCGCAGGCGGAGGCCGAGGCGGCGGCGCGAGCUCGCGCGGCGGAGCAAAUGGCGUUCGAGGACGCAUGGAAGGCCAGCAACCCGGACCUCAGGACGCCCUUCGCCUCCGUCGAGGACGCCGUCAGCAGGCUGCUGCCCUACCACGUCUUCGCGGAAUACGAAGACGACGAAGAUGGCGUCGACGUCGGCGGCGCCACCGUGACGGAGAAGUCAAGCUCGCAAAAGUGUGAGGACGGCAUGAACGCCACGAUGGAGGGUUUUCUCGCGGACUUCGAGAAGCAGGUGCUGAGCUUCAAUGUCAUGACCCGGCGGCGCGAGGAGGGCUUCAGCCGCUCCGAGGAGCUGCUCUUGCUGGAGAUGGCGCUGUACGAAGACGAGCGACGGCAGACGGAACGCGUGCGCGCGGCCUUCGCGCAGCACCAGCAGGAGCAGCGGGAGCAGCAGGAGGCCAUGCGCGCACGCCAGGCGCUUGCGCAGGCGCAGGCCGCGGGAGCUUGGCCGCUGGCGCAGCCCGCCGCCGCGUGGCAGGCGCUCGCGUCGGCCAAGCGCGGCGAACGGGGCUCCUGCGGGCAGGCGCUGGGUCCGGCCGCGGUGAUGCAGCAGCAGCAGCAGCAAGAGAUAAUGACGACCGACACGUGGCAGGCAAUCGCGGCGGCGGCGUCGCGCGGCGAGGGGGAACCCAGCGGCAAGGCGCUGGUGCAGGCCGUGAUGAUGCAGCAGCAGCAGCUGGAGAUGAUUGCGGCGGCAGCAUCGCGCGGCGCGGGGGGGCCCGGCGGGCAGGCGCUGACACCGGCCGUGGUGAUGCAGCUGUUGCAGCAGCAGCAGCAGCAGGAGAUGAUGGAGGCCGACGCGUGGCAGCUGGGCGGGCGGCAGAGGUACGUGGCACCGCACGGUGACGGCAGCUCGAGCGGGCAGGCGCGGCCGCCGCCAGCUGUGCCGGCGCAGGGGCAGGGGACCGGCGCGGCCGCUGGGAUGGCGCCGCCGUGGCGAAGGAGAGCGGAGAGUCGGGAGCAGUAGUGUUGUUCGGGCUUUAUCAUGAACCGUGCGACCAGCGUCUCUGUUGGCUGAACGCGAAGUAAGAACACCAAACAUUUUCUUUUCUAAAGAUCAUUUUAGAA
Molecule: messenger RNA, 1332 nt
Organism: Phragmites australis (common reed)
Lineage: Eukaryota; Viridiplantae; Streptophyta; Magnoliopsida; Poales; Poaceae
Exons: 2
Coding region: 11-1231 (406 amino acids)
Biological process (GO): positive regulation of DNA-templated transcription
Cellular component (GO): SWI/SNF complex
Source: RefSeq, a predicted model, not a curated record